UCCCUGUUGGAGGAAAGCCGCACAGGACUGUUUUUUUUUCCCCCUGAAAAACUUAAGUCGCAGCAGUGAAAAUAUAGACUAUGCGAACACGCAUGACUGACCGUGAGUUUUUAGGAGCUUCAUAUAGACGUAGACAUGACUCUUAGCAGUCAAACCACAACUUCUUGGGCUACUUAAGGGAAACUUGAUGCUGAUUUUUUUUAAAUGUUUUUCCAUCAAAUAAAUUAUUCUGACUUUAUGAGGACGAAAAUGUUUCCGUUCGAACUUCACGCGCCUGUUAAGAUGCGUUUCUUCCCAGCUCUCGUCGUGUUUUUCUUCGUCUUCUUCUUCACCCACGGCCCGUCUGGAGCUGCGCGCCCGGGAAAAUGCGGCUCCCGGUGCGACGUGAGCUCCUGUCCGAGCCCCAGCUGUCCCGGCGGCUAUGUCCCGGACAAGUGCGGCUGCUGCCUGGUGUGCUCGCCGCGGGAGGGCGACCCUUGCGGCCGCAAGAACGACCUGCCGUGCGGGGACGGCCUGGAGUGCCGGACGCUCGCGGCUUCCGACGCGGGCGGGGAGCGGCGGGGCUCGUCUCGAGGGGUCUGCCGGUGUAAGCAGGACCACGACGUGUGCGGCAGCGACGGGAAGACGUACGGAAACGUCUGCAAGCUGAAAGCCGCCAGCCGGAGAGCCGUGCAGAAAGGGAGAACCGCAGUGAGCCAAGCGCACAAAGGACCGUGUUCGACUCCCGACACAGGUCGUUCUCUCACCCGUCCCAGCAGCCCUCGGUACAAGUUCAACUUCAUCGCCGAUGUCGUGGAGAAAAUAGCUCCCGCUGUGGUCCACAUCGAACUGUUUGUCAGGCAUCCUCUGUUUGGUCGCCACGUGCGUCUGUCCAGCGGGUCCGGCUUCAUUGUGACUCACUCAGGUGUGAUUGUGACCAAUGCUCAUGUGGUAACCACCACCGGCACGGUGACCGGGAGGCCGCAGAUGCGGGUCCAGCUCCACGACGGAGACGCAUACGAGGCUGCGGUCAGGGAUGUAGACAGGAAGGCAGACAUAGCGACCAUCAAGAUCAAUCCACAGAAGAAGCUUCAUGUGCUCUCUUUGGGCAGUUCGGCUGAUCUGAGACCAGGGGAGUUUGUGGUUGCCAUCGGCAGCCCCUUCGCCCUGCAGAACACGGUGACAACGGGCAUCGUCAGCACGGCUCAGAGAGACGGCAAAGAGCUGGGCAUCAAGGACUCGGACAUGGACUACAUCCAGACUGACGCCAUCAUCAAUUAUGGCAACUCUGGAGGACCUCUUGUAAAUUUGGACGGUGAGGUCAUAGGCGUUAAUACUCUGAAAGUGACUGCAGGAAUCUCCUUCGCCAUCCCCUCAGACAGGAUCAGUCGCUUCCUCACAGAGUCGCAGACCAAAUAUAGCAAAGCUGUUGCUUAUGUGACAGAGAAGACCCGACUGCAGAGAAGACGCACGGAGGAGCCUCAAUCUGACACAGAAACAAAGAAAUACUUUUUAGGCAUCAGGAUGAUAACGAUCACAAAAGUUUUAAUGGCAGAGCUGAAACUUCAAGAUCCGGACUUCCCUGAAGUCAGCAGUGGUAUCUUAGUGCAGCAGGUCAUCCCUAAAAGUCCUGCUGAGAGUGGAGGCAUUCGGGCAGGUGACGUUAUAGUGAAGCUGGACGGACACCCGGUGCACACCGCCGAAGACGUCCACCAAGCUCUGCAGAGCGAUCUGCCGCUCUUGCUUGAGAUUCGCAGAGGAAACAACGAUUUACUGUUCAACGUCCGCCCUCAGCUGCUGGGGCAUUGAAAAACGGGACGGGACUUUAAUUUUUCAGUUAGAGCAGUUCGGUGAGAAGAGUGAAGAUUUCAGGAAAUACAGCAAGCAAGCAACUUUUCCAGAUGCAUUGAUGUAUAUUGUGUUUGACUUUUACUUUCAAAAUGUUUGUUUUGAUUUAUAUGCAGUGUUGUGUAAAAGUAUUCAUACUCCUUGGACUUUCUCAUAUUUUGUCACGUUACAGCAACAAAUUUUAAUUCGUUGUUCAGUCUCACAUCUUUUGCAACAAUAAUCUAAAUUUUAUACCAACAUCACCUUUAAAUAGAUAUUUGCUCACCAGGUUUCCUGUCCCUACUCGAGAAUAGUCGUCCCAAAGCAUAAUCUUGCCACCAUCUUGCUUCAGCAUGGCAACGUCGCACUCAAUAUGACUUUACAUUUUUUCUGCGCACAGUAUUUUUUUUCUUAACCAAAAAGUUUCAGUCUCAUCUGACUAGGCUUGCAACAAACUGCAAUCAGGACUUUUAUGGCUUUCUUAGAACCAUGUUUUUUUUUUUUUCUUACUAUAAAGGCUAAAUUUAUUUGAUAAGGCUCUCGCCCCACGUUGCUUGAUAACACCAUUUUGAGCUUUAUCCCUAAAAUUAUACAGAGCUGUAUUCUGUUUACAAGUCAGUGAUAUAUGGGGGCAACUGGUUGAACUGGAUUGUACUUAGGGGUAUUAGCAUUAGCAGAAAAAUGAAAAACUGAAGGCUAUGUUUAUUUUUUUUUUUUCACUUCGCAAUUGAAAAACCAGCAUUAUGUUGAUCUUUCACUAAAAUAAAUUGCACUGAAGUUACAUAAUAUGUGAAAAUUUAGGAGAUGUGAAUACAUUUUGACAAAUACAGUAUGGUUCAAUACUCAUGGUGCUGCUGCUGAGUGAAAUGUGCCUCACUUCAUAGUGAGGAUGCUUCAGAUUAAAAGCUUUUUAAUCUGUGUCAGAGCAGCGGUCUGUGUUUAUCUGUCUGGUGUGCUGGACACCAGCUUUAAACUCGGUUCCACUGUUUAUGUCUUCUUGGCCCUCCUCCUUCCUCCCUGGUUUGGAAAGGCACUCUGUUAAUUUAAACAAGUCUUAGCCACCAUAUUACAGAAACAGUUCUCGUACACAUAAAAGGAAAAAGUCCUGGCAAAGUCAUUUUUA
Molecule: messenger RNA, 2929 nt
Organism: Poeciliopsis prolifica (blackstripe livebearer)
Lineage: Eukaryota; Metazoa; Chordata; Actinopteri; Cyprinodontiformes; Poeciliidae
Product: serine protease HTRA3-like
Exons: 10
Coding region: 205-1788 (527 amino acids)
Biological process (GO): proteolysis
Cellular component (GO): extracellular region
Molecular function (GO): serine-type endopeptidase activity; protein binding
Source: RefSeq, a predicted model, not a curated record